Messenger RNA from Parascedosporium putredinis, 720 nucleotides. NCBI's taxonomy places the organism in Eukaryota, Fungi, Ascomycota, Sordariomycetes, Microascales, Microascaceae. The record is from the annotation of a GenBank genome assembly.
AUGGGCGUCAAGAGGGAUCACGCCGGGCAGACGGUGGUGCCGGGGCCGGCUGCCCCUCGCGGAAGGUUCACUACGCUGUUUGAAGGGUUCCGGGCGGAGCUGGACGAGCACUAUGACCGGAAAGAGAGGAUUGUCAAAUCAUCUAGAGACGUCACCGCCCAUAGCAAAAGAUGUACGCAGUCCUCUCGCCUUUUCUUCUUAAUCUUUGCUCUCCACAGGUCCAACGCCAUCAACGAAGAGCCCAGCCCCGCCAUACAAAAAGAGGUCAACACCCGCCUCGCCGACAUUGAGAAAUCGCUCUCCCUCAUCGCGGGAGACAUUUCGGGCCUCUACCGGUACCGCUACUACCUCCCGUGCCUCGAGGAGCUAGUCGAAGCGCUCACGUUUGCGCACUACCUGCGCACGCAGACGCUACUGACGCCGGCGGAGACGCGGGCGGCGGUGCCGUGCGGGGUGACGCUGGCGGACAAGGACUACGUGUACGGGGUAUUUGACCUCUUUGGCGAGAUGAUGCGGUUCGCCACGGCCAAGUCGCGGGCCAAGGGCGUGCUGCUGGCGGAGGAGAGCCCGCGGGGCCGGAGCACGCUGGACGACAUCCAGGCGUUGGGCUGCGCGUUCGAGACGCUGCCCAAGGUGCCGGAGAAGGCGUUUGGACAGAAGCUCGACGCGAUGCGGGCGAGCGUGCGCAAGGUGGAGGUGUUGGGGUAUAGACUGCGAUGA